AUGAAGUCCCAGUUUACCUCAAUUGGAGAGGACUGUGGAGGACCAGAACCAGCCAGGAACUCACAUCCACUUUUACAACCAGAGACUGAAGACUUUCCUGAACCUGGACAGCUAUCUAGCUUUGCCGUGGCCUCACAAUGUUGCCAACAAAGGAAUGAGAGCAGAGAACCUCAGUCGGGUUUGAACUCUCAGAAAAAGAGCAGGUAUCAUUCUCGUGAGAAAUCAUUUCGCUGCUCCGAGUGUGGGAAACAAUUCAACCAAAACUCAAACCUGAAGACACACAUGCGGACUCACACAGGAGAGAAGCCGUUCAGCUGCCCCUUCUGUGCUAAAAGGUUUGGCCAGAAGGCACAUCUGCAGAACCAUUUGAAAUGUCACACGGGCGAAAAGCCAUACAGGUGUUCAGUCUGUGGCCGGCGUUUUUCGAGGUUUGAGCAUAUGAAGUUACACAUGAGAACGCACACAGGGGAGCGGCCAUUCAGCUGUGCCAGUUGUGGAAAAAGAUUCACCUGGCUUCAUCAGUUCAAAACGCACAAGUGUGGGGGUAAAUCAUCCCGGCUGCAGGAGGAACUGUGGAGCAGUCAGGAGGGAGAGCAGCUUCAAGGGCUGGAGGAGGCUGAUAUCACCAAGUUCCCAUUCACUCCUGUCCCUGGGAAGAGUGAAGAUGAUGAAGAGGAAGCUCAGUCCUCACAGCUUCAUCAAAAUCAGUCGCAUCCAGACAGUUUUGACUCACAUGGACUCGUGUGUAACCCAUUCAUUGGACAGUUCUGGUGAUGUAACCCUGUUGUCUUGAAGGCUACAUUUACACCGCUACAUUUUUGAGUUUUGAGCCAAAAGUGAUCUCCGGUCACCAAGUGCUUUUAGCUCCAGGAGAAGAACUAAGGCUUCCUUUCUCCCUUUUCACUAGGCCCUGUUCCCAAAAUGAAUACUGUUUGGUGUCUGCUUAAUCCUUAAUUUCAGUGUAAUAUUCAUGUUAUUGUUUCAGUUUGUUACUUUAUUAUUUGACAUAGGCGUGUUCAGCAGGUUUUAUGGGUUCAUAGGGUUUUGCUAUGGUUCUGCCAGUGAUGUGGGGGGGUAGAUCAGCUGCUCACCAGCUUAAUCGGGGAGAGUGGAUGCAGUUUUGCCUCAUUAGUUCCUUUCUGUAGGGAGGAGCUGGGCAAUCCUAAGGUGUAGAACAAUACGUACGAUAGUUCUGCAGUAAACCACAUUUUUAUAAUAUUUGGGGUGCCUAUUGUUUAAUAUAUAUGUAUAAAUAUGAAUGUCAGCAGUAACUGAUAUAUCCAAUUGUAAUGAUGUUUUGAGAAACAAAGUGUUAAUGUUGCUUGCUCAGGUUAGCUCACCCCUGUGCAGUUGGUAUGGUCCAAUUAGGGGAGGCAGAGAUAAAAAGGCUUCAGGAGAAGAAAGAAGAGACCUGGCAGCUUGCUUUGAGGUUGCAGUUUUGUUUGUUUGCUGUUA
This is a messenger RNA of Perca flavescens (yellow perch), 1455 nucleotides long. Its product is annotated as gastrula zinc finger protein XlCGF7.1-like. Gene Ontology annotation, biological process: regulation of transcription by RNA polymerase II. Lineage: Eukaryota; Metazoa; Chordata; Actinopteri; Perciformes; Percidae. Bases 1 to 774 code for a protein of 257 amino acids. The record is from RefSeq and is a predicted model, not a curated record. Gene Ontology annotation, molecular function: DNA-binding transcription factor activity, RNA polymerase II-specific. Gene Ontology annotation, cellular component: nucleus. The transcript is spliced from 2 exons.